UCACCUUGACUAGGGUUGUAUCAUGGAAUGAGGAAAAGGAGAUCACACCAUCUGGACAGAAUACUUUUAGAUAUUCACUCUCAUCGAUAACAACUAUCAGUAAUGUGAAAAGUAGACAUAAUAAAUUGACCGCGAAUUUGAGAGAAACAGUUGUAAGUCAGGUCCAGUUUCAGAAUGUACCGCCAGUGCGCGAGUCUGGUGGAACGACACCGGUCAGAGCUGAGUUUCGCAUUGCUGUUGUCAGGCUAUGCGCUCUACCUGAUUCUUGGCGCAUGGGUCUUCUCCGCCGUGGAGCUUCCAUAUGAGCAACGGCUACGCGAACAACUGGAGACCGCCCGGCAGAAGUUUCUCUGGGACAACGCGUGCGUGUCUGACGAACGGCUCGAGGAGCUUCUGACCCGCGCGCUGCAUGCCAAUAACUACGGCGUGUCGGUGCUCGGUAACGCUAGCGAAAACAACUGGGACUUCAUCUCCUCUCUGUUCUUUACCAGCACAGUUCUAACCACCACAGGCUAUGGUCACACUGUGCCACUGUCAGAUGGAGGAAAGGCAUUCUGUGUGUUCUACUCUCUCCUCGGAAUCCCCGUCACUCUCCUCUUCCUCUCCGCCCUGGUACAAAGAAUUAUGGUCCUGGUGACACGCCGGCCUGUGGCGUACCUUCACCUGCGAUGGGGCGUGUCCAAACCGAAGUUUGCCGCUGUCCAUGCGGCAUGUCUAUCCGUUGUUGCAGCACUGCUCCUCUUCCUCCUACCAGCGGUAGUGUUCUGCAGGCUGGAGCCUCUAUGGAGCUACCUGGAGUCCCUCUACUUCUGCUUCAUCUCGCUUACUACAAUUGGCCUAGGAGACUAUGUACCUGGAGAGACUCACAAUACCGUUCCCAACUCUCACCGCACGCUAUAUAAGCUGGCUAUUACACUGUACCUGUUGCUGGGCUUGGUGUGUCUGUUGGUGGUGGUGGAGACGUGUUGUGAGCUGCCACAGCUGAAGAGCUUCAAGAGGAGAUUCUACAGAGAAAAUAAUGCUCCAGAGUCAGAGACUAGAGACCAGGAGGAGUUUAGCAGCACAGAACAUGAUCAAAUGACUGAUCACCUAACUGAUCAGCUGACCUUCUCCUCAGUGUCCGCCCAGGCUGCCUCCCUCCGCCAGGACAACACACCCUGGCAAUAGCAUAAAAUAGAUACUUCACUGUGUAUUGAUGUUAAUGGAAAUGUGUCUUCUGCCUUAUGCCCCUCCUCCCUCACACACACACACACACACACACACACACACACACACACACACACACACACACACACACACACACACGUUGAGAUGCAGCCGCAGUGCAGCACCCCUGAAAGGAGAGCCAUUAUGGGGGGUUAAAAUGUCUUGCUCAAUGGAUGGUAUAUAGGAUCAGAAACCAGCAGCCUUCCAUCUGCCAGUUCAGUUCCAUUCCCAUGUUUGUGUCGCCUGGUCCGGGGUUUGAACCAGCAACCUCCCAGCUGUUGGGCACGUUAUUUUUUGCAUCGCCUAGUGCUUUGGUUGGGCGGAGUUUGCACAUUUUAAAGUAGACCAUUCCAUUGGUCCUAAAGUGAAAUAUCCACCAACUAGACAAUGCAAAACGAGCUCAUCCAUAAUAUGUGUGUGUGGGGGGUGAGUGGCAUAAAUUGUAUGCCACUGUCUUGUAUGUGGAGGGUGAGCAGGUUGGUUUUGGGUGCUCUACACUUCCUCAUUCAAACAAAUUAGCUAUACAGUUUGAAUGAGAGAUGUGUGGCUAACCAGUGUGUUGUGGGAUUGGCGAUUACUCUAGACCAGUAUCUCCCAAUAAAUUCAGGGAGCUGGCAUUUCAUGGGAGAUAGUCUCCCACAGCUAAAUAAUGCAAUUCAGUAAAGGUAUAGCUUGAGUGGGGGUGGCGUUGAUGGUACUGCCAGGGAGGGAGAAACAUCAGUCAGACAGGCCCGGAGUUUUGCAUCAGGCACCUCUGUCUGAAGUUCACAGCUACUCCUCUGUAGGUAGGCUGGAACAUCCACCACCGAAUGUGUAGCACCCACCUGGGUAAUGUUUCGGCAGAUAUAAGAGCCUGAGAGACUACCACACCUCAGCAGUAAUCAGUAACAGUGUCCUACAAGUCAAGCCUCUGUCAUCUCCUCACACCACAGUCCACAUCCUUCCAGAAACAGGAGCAGGUGGAAUAAAAAGCUGGUGCCUUGUUGAUCAGGUGUUGAUGCAUUAUUCAAAUUAGAUUAGCCAGCUAAGUCAAGUAAACAGACUUGCCAUCAUCAGUCCUGCAAUUCCACAGGUCACCACCAGAUAUUUUUGCUUAACCCUCAACUGGUUAUCAAAAACCCCCAAAAGUAUUACAAAAAAUAAAAAAUAUAUAAAAACACUUCACAAUUGCAAGAAAUAUGUACAAUAUUUACAGAGCUCUAUGCCAAGGCUUCCUCACAGGUGAAAGUGAUUGCACGUUUUGAAACCAUGCAGCCUCCCGGGUAAGAGUUGGGGUGUGAGCCGGGUGCCCUCUUCAAAGCGGCUGGCGAAGUCUGCACAAAACAAAGUGUCGUAUGUAAAGCAUGUGGAGAAGGGGGAGACCAAGGUUGGUUGUCACCGUGCUUAUGGUAAUGGUAAUGUUUUUUUUUUGUAGGCACUAACUCCGCCAAGGCUCGUUGGCCAAGCCUAUGGGGAAAUUAAUUCGGCCUCAGAAAUUGUAGCCCAAAUAAAUGCUUCACAGUGUUCAAGUAACACACAUCUCAACAUCAACUGUUCAACGGAGACUGUGUGAAUCAGACCUUCAUGGUCGAAUUGCUGCAAAGAAACCACUACUGAAGGACACCAAUGAUAAGAAGAGACUUGCUUGGGCCAAGAAAUACGAGCAAUGGACAUUAGACCGGUGGAAAUGUGUGUCCUUUGGUAUGGAGACCAAAUUGGAGAUUUUUGGUUCCAACCGCCCUGUCUUUGUGAGUGCGGUGUGGGUGAAUGGAGGUUCUCUGCUUGUAUAUUUCCCACCGUAAAGCAUGGAGGAGGAGGUGUUUAGGUGUGGGGGUGCUUUGCUGGUGACACUGUCUGUGAUUUAUUUAGAAUUCAAGGCACACUUAACCAGCAUGGCUACCACAGCAUUCUGCAGCAAUACUCAAUCCAUCUGGUUUGGGCU
Messenger RNA from Salvelinus fontinalis (brook trout), 3127 nucleotides. RefSeq names its product potassium channel subfamily K member 1-like. Gene Ontology annotation, biological process: potassium ion transmembrane transport; stabilization of membrane potential. Bases 175 to 1167 code for a protein of 330 amino acids. The transcript is spliced from 3 exons. NCBI's taxonomy places the organism in Eukaryota, Metazoa, Chordata, Actinopteri, Salmoniformes, Salmonidae. Gene Ontology annotation, cellular component: membrane. Gene Ontology annotation, molecular function: potassium ion leak channel activity. The record is from RefSeq and is a predicted model, not a curated record.